Exophiala dermatitidis NIH/UT8656 is the source of this 1575-nucleotide messenger RNA. RefSeq lists its product as uncharacterized. Gene Ontology annotation, molecular function: hydrolase activity. Bases 1 to 1575 code for a protein of 524 amino acids. Lineage: Eukaryota; Fungi; Ascomycota; Eurotiomycetes; Chaetothyriales; Herpotrichiellaceae. The transcript has a single exon. The record is from RefSeq and is a predicted model, not a curated record.
AUGAACGGCAAACAGAAGUCCAAUCCCAAGAUGAAAUCCAUGUCCGAUCUCAUGGUCCAAUCGGACCGUGACUGGCGCCGCCAAAGGGCAGCGGACAGUCAAACUCAACGACAAUACCAAUUCGAUUAUCAGAAUCGGACUCAUUGUCUGGUCCCGUCUCAGUCUCAGCUUCAGCACUUUCGAUCUCAAACUGUCACUACUGGGACCCAACCAACAGAACAAAAGCCAGUAGUGGUGACCAAAUCAACGGUAGCGACCUCAACCGCACCAGCAACAACGACACCCUCUGCUUCGACGACCACCACAACGGCAGCAAAAUCGUCAUCAUCAUCAAUCCAAAUAACAACUCGCACCGACCUGUCCCUUCUCUACCGCCUUCUCCGUUUGGCCAUCCGGCCCCUUCGUCCACGCCUAGUUUCACCACCCAAAACACCGUUCCCGCCCGGAUCGAUCCGCUUGUUUGAGGAGAACGAUCACGGCAUGAAACGGAAAUGGGGAUGUAAUGUCGUCGAGUCGCGGCGCGAGGGGGUCUGGGAAUAUACGUUUUGUCCUGACUUUGAUGAAUCUCAAUCUCGAUCUCGACCUCAAUCUCAAUCCAAGACGAUCUGGAACGAAAACCAAGAUGAAAAGAGGGAUCAUCGCUGCCCAUUGGAAAAAUCGUAUCGUCGUCACCAAGUCUAUUACUUCGCCGGCGGAGGGUUUCAAGCGCCUCCAUCGGGGGAACACUGGUUAUUCCUGGCGCAACUGGCGAAAGAGUGCGGUGAGCAUUCUGAGAUCGAGAUUGGGAUUACUCUCGUCUCUUACCCGCUCGCCCCGUCUUCUCCGGCAGCAGACUCGUUGCCCAUGAUGCGAACGUGGUUGACCAGUGUGCUUGACGAGGCUAGACUCUCGGGUGAUACGGUCAGUUUGGCCGGUGAUAGUAGUGGUGGGAACAUUGCGUUGAGUCUGGGGUUUUGGGCGGUUGAGCAUUAUAAGGAAGACGAAACGAAUUUGAAGAGUUCCGGUGCCGUCGACAAAGGUACUGCGUUUCCCCUGCGCUCUGUGCUAUGUAUCUCGCCACCCGUUGACAUGCGAAAUACGAAUCCUGCGAUUUCAGAGUGCGACAAGGUCGAUCCUGUGCUUACGAUGGGUCUAACGGAGCGGAUUGCUCGAGAGUGGACAGCGGCAGACAGCAGCAGGGAGAAUACAGCAAAGAAGAUAUCGUAUUCGUCCGAGUCUUCAUCUUCAGCAUCGUCCAGAGAUGUUGAACCUGCUCCAUGUGUGCCAUUCUCCUCCGAAGAUCCAAGUACUUCCCCACUACUGAAUCCAGAAUCGGCCUUUCGUGCACUCAAGGAAAGAGGUGUGUCGGUCCACGGAGUCAUAGGCACACAUGAUGUGCUGGCGCCGGACGCUCUAGAGUUCCUCCGCCGCUGUGAAAGUCAGGGCAUUAAUGGUCGGUGGCUGGUUUGGGAGGGCCAGAUGCAUUGUUUCCCACUAGCGGGGGGAUAUCAGAAGUUGGGUCUUAGGGAGGGACGGGUCGGGAGGCAGUUUGUAUUGGAUCUGUUGAGGAAUGAUGCUCGCAUUGAGAGGUCUUGA